Molecule: messenger RNA, 2243 nt
Organism: Platichthys flesus (European flounder)
Lineage: Eukaryota; Metazoa; Chordata; Actinopteri; Pleuronectiformes; Pleuronectidae
Gene: rab5if
Product: RAB5 interacting factor
Exons: 4
Coding region: 190-576 (128 amino acids)
Biological process (GO): mitochondrial respirasome assembly
Source: RefSeq, a predicted model, not a curated record
UGCUCAGAAGCUGUCACACGCAGAGCGACAGAACUCUGUCAGAUCAGCGGAUCCUUCGUUCCUCUAAUACCUUCACAUCUUCCUCCUCUGCUCCUCCGCUCCUCAGCUCCUCUCCCUCAAAACUCAGCCCCGGCUCCCUUCACAUUCCUCCUCGGACUUUUCGGCCUGUGCAGCGGCAGAAAACAGCGAAUGAUGACGAGCAGCUCGAAGCGGAAAGAAGACAGUCAUCUGCAGAAUGGGGGAGUAAAGCAGUCCUCAUGGAGCAAAGCCCUGAACAGUAACGCUGUUUGGGAAGAGAAGGACGAGUUUUUAGAUGUGAUUUACUGGCUCCGACAAAUAAUUGCAAUAAUCCUUGGUGUGAUUUGGGGAGUUGCACCCUUGAAAGGAUUCCUGGGAAUAGCCAUAUUCUGCGUCAUCAACGCCGGCGUCCUCUAUGUAUACUUCAGCAGCUUUCAGCAGAUCGAUGAGGAGGAGUACGGUGGCACGUGGGAACUCACCAAAGAAGGCUUCAUGACUUCUUUUGCCCUGUUUCUGGUGGUGUGGAUAAUCUUUUACACAGCUCUACAUUUUGACUGAGAGGAAUUCAUAGGACACUAAAUACAAACAUUUCUGUUGAAGCAAAUUAUGAACACACAGGAACUCCAUGAACUGAGGGGUUGUCACCGCUCCUACAUACAGUAUGACUUCUCAGUGCUCAGUGCAUCAUGGGAAUCCUUGUGUGAAUAACGAGAUCCUGCAAGACCAUCAUGAUGAACAUGCCCAUAUAUUGUAAAUCUCUCUUAAUUUGAGUGUUCCUUUUUUUAAGGCAUUCUCCAGUACACUUGCCCUUUGUUAAAUGUCCUCCCCCACAUCAACGACAUCGUCUGUGACAGACCAGUAACGAUACAAAAAGCAGCUCAGCAGUACCAUAAAUGCUGGAAAAUAGGAGGAGGAGGAUUCAGCUUGAGGCAGUUUUCUACAGGGACCUUCCUUUGCUUUGGAAGAGUGAAAUUAACACAGAUUUUCUUUUUUAGUGUGUGAAUUCAACCCGAUUGACUGCCCAUGAGCUGGUCCCUUAAAUCACAGAAACUGGACAGUAAACACAGUCUUGUCACAUAAUAAUCAUGAUUCAAUCAGUCCAUGAGUGUAACCGUUAAUGUGGAGACACAAUUCACCAUAUCAGAUGUACUUAACUACCAGUAAUGGAUUAACUUUGUGGAUUCCAGCUACAGUAUGUGACUGGUUUCAAUGGUGGAGUCAUCUUUGGUUAUGAACAUUUACAGGUGACUCUUUUGCUAAUUAUAUAUAAACAAAUCAUUUUAAAGUUAAAUCUGUAAUUUCUUCUCAAGGGUUGAGACUAUUUGUGUCUGAAAUCGCACAAAUUUUAACAUCAAGAGAAAUGGUUGUAAGAUGUUCAUGUCAGCUCCUCUCCGGUCCCUAAGUCAGUAUCCGCUACCAGUAUCAAAAAGCUCUAAUAUAUGUCAGGAACUAAUAAUGAUCUAAUUUAUCUGCACAUCCAAAUAACUUCUUAAAACAAAGAGGGGGGGGGGGGGGAUCCUGCAUGUUGUGUUCAGAUGCAUAUGAUUCACAGUCUCAAGCAAAAACCUGGUCCGUGCACUGCCAUGAAUUACUGUUCAGAAACCUAGAUGUCAUUGAUUAAUGGCUUAGACCUAAGUUAGGAGGGUAAAAAUAAUUUAAAUUGUUUUCUCACAUGUAGCUUCCAGAUCAAAGUCUUACCUGGAAUUAAUUUAAACUUGUCUGUAAUUUCUGUAUCAUGUCCCUUUCUGUCCAAUCCACCUUGUAAUGCAUUGAUUUAUUUCUACUUAUGUUAUAUCUUGUUUGAUGAAACAUAUUUCUCAGUAUUUUAUAGUGAAGGCCUAUUAAAACCAGUUCUGACAGUUAUUCUAAUGAUACUGAUAUAUUAGAUACACAACUGGUGUUUAAAAGGAUUGUAUUUUCUGAUCAAAUUUUUGGGAAUCAUUAAACAUGGUCUUUAUUUGGCCUUCAUUUUCAAAGAAAUGCUCUUCUUCCUUUUUUUUUUUUUUUUUUUUUUUUUUACCAAAACGAAGAAAUUAAUUUGUUUUAAAUGUUUUGUAACAUACAUUCAUUCAGGGAUUUUUCGUAACUCUGCGUUGAACUGUAUGCUGGCAUUGCUAAGGUUCAGAUUUCCCUUUACUUAAAUGUAUUGUACUGCAGUUUCUUGUAUAGUAUGGCUGCACCUAAUGCCUAUUGUCUUUAUUAAUCUGAUUAUUUUCCCACAUUAA